AUGGUCACGAGAAAUGUCCACCCUGAGGCGCACUGGAGGCAUUUCUUCGUGUCGCUGCUGGGUGUGCCGGAAACGCCCACCCCGGACCAGGUCCUUCGACACGUAGACCGCCUCUCGUCGUCGGCGUCGGGCUCGGCGAUGUGGGCGCCGCUGCUGUUGCUGGCGGAAAAUUUGGAGAAGGAGGUCUGGAAGGACCUGGCUGAGAAGCUGAAGCUACGACGCUGCAUCCCGCUGCUGCGGGAGCGUUUGGGAACACCCAAAGACGGUGUUUUCGUCGACGACGGCGUCUUGCCGUCGCCGCUGCUUCUGCGGCUGCGCGACGCCGACGUGAACCUGGCGGAGACGCCGCCCACGGCGGCAGUGCGGCAGCAUUGGCCUCUCCUUUGUCGAGCCCUGGGUUUGCCCAUGCUGUCGUCAGUCUGUCAGGUUUCAGUUCAGCACGCAGGGACUGCCAAGUGCAGCGCCUUGGGACGUGCUGUGUCUGAGAUGCUGGUCCCUGCGCAGCGCUACUUGCUGGCGCGACACCCGAAGGUGUACCAUCGACCUGAGGCGUCGCAUGUAGCCGCGUGGUUGGAGAAACUUCAAGUGGUCGAAGUGGCUGCUCCACUGCAGCUGCAGUGCCGCCUCCCGGACUUCGUCACGGAGCUGGAGGCGGAUUCGUACCUCGAAGGGUGCAGCAGCUGCAGUGACACAAACCCGUCGGUCCGUUUGUUGCUGGUUCCUGGCGCAUCCUUGGCGUCAAUCUGCGUGGAAUUGGCACGGCUGUUGGUGCCUAAUGCACAGGAAGAUGCCGCACACGCCAGAGAGGCAUUGACCACCUUCCUAGCCUCGGUGAGCGCGGGGGCGGCGGAGGAGGUCUGCGCCGCGCUGCAGGUGCCGCCCUUGGAGGCUGAUGUGACUCCAUGGCCCAUGCCAAAGGAGGUGGCAGACCAACUGGCGGCCGAACAGCGACUGUUGGAGGCGGCUGAGGCCGAAGCCAAACCUGGCCCAUCGGAGGUGCCGGAGGAGGAAGAGGCACCUGGGUCGAUCAACUGCUGA
This is a messenger RNA of Cladocopium goreaui, 1038 nucleotides long. Lineage: Eukaryota; Dinophyceae; Suessiales; Symbiodiniaceae. The record is from the annotation of a GenBank genome assembly.